Molecule: messenger RNA, 1031 nt
Organism: Acanthisitta chloris (rifleman)
Lineage: Eukaryota; Metazoa; Chordata; Aves; Passeriformes; Acanthisittidae
Product: ficolin-2-like
Exons: 9
Source: RefSeq, a predicted model, not a curated record
UGCUGGCCAUGGGGACAGCAGCCCCAGCCCUCCUGGUGCUGCUCAGCCUAACAGCCAUUACUUGUGAUGCCGAGGCCACCUGCUCAGAGGUGAGAAUAGUGGGACUGGGUGAUGCUGACCGACUUGCCGUUCUACGAGGAUGCCCAGGGAUCCCAGGUGCCACUGGCCCAAAAGGAGAACCAGGUCUCCCAGGAACAAAAGGAGAAAUGGGAGACCAAGGAUUCCCUGGGAAAGCAGGACCACCUGGUGCAAAAGGAGCAGCUGGAGAUCCUGGCUUCCCAGGACCAAAAGGUAGGAACUGCCAAGAACUGCUGGGCAAAGGGAAGAUCCUGAGUGGCUGGUACACCAUCUACCCCCAAGGCUGCAACGCCACUACCGUUUUCUGCGACAUGGACACAGAUGGUGGGGGAUGGAUUGUUUUCCAGAGGCGCUGGGAUGGGUCAGUGAACUUCUUGAGAGACUGGGAUUCAUAUAAACGAGGCUUUGGCAACCAGCUGACAGAGUUCUGGCUGGGGAAUGACAACAUCCACUUGCUUACCUCACUGGGACCCUGUGAGCUCCGCAUUGACCUGAGAGACUUUGAGAACCACUACUAUUUUGCCAAGUACUCUUCGUUCAGAGUUUUAGGAGAGUCCGAGAAAUACAGACUGGUUCUAGGAGACUUCCUGGGUGGAAAUGCAGGAGACUCCUUAUUAUACCACAGGGACAUGCCAUUUUCAACAACAGACCAGGACAACGACGUAAGUUCCUUUAACUGUGCUACGGAAUACAAGGGAGCAUGGUGGUACAACGACUGCCAUUACUCCAACCUGAAUGGGAUGUACUGGAUGGGUGUGCAUGGGAGCUAUGCUGAUGGCAUCAACUGGAAGACAGGCAAAGAAUACCACUACUCCUAUAAGCGAACGGAGAUGAAAUUCAGAGCAGACCUUUUGAGGCCAGAAGAGAUCAGUGCUGGUCUGAGCUCCUGUAAGCACCAGACUCUCACCCUGACUACCUCCAGUGUUGGGGUCUGGCUAGCAGAGGAGCUGUAA